AUGACUUCCCUACGACAGUAUGAUCUAGUCUUGCUAGGUCCAACUGGCUACACUGGCCGAUUCUGUGCAGAGCAUAUCGUGCAAAACCAUCCUACCGAUCUGAAAUGGGCUAUUGCAGGUCGCUCUGCGGAAAAGAUGGAACUUAUCGCCAACGAACUGAAGGCUCUUAACCCAGACCGCGCUGAUCCAGAUGUCUUGGUCGUCCAACUCAACCCUACCGAGCUUAACGAGCUUGCCCUGAAAACGCGACUGGUUAUCAACUGUGUGGGUCCAUACCACUUGUACUCGACUCCAGUCGUGGAGGCAUGUGCCUCCAAUGGAACUCACUAUGUAGAUGCUACCGGAGAGACUCCCUGGAUCAAAUUGAUCAUCGAGAAAUACCAUGAGACCGCCAAGGCGAAUGGUGCUAUUAUGAUCCCUUCAACUGGUGUUGAGAGCGCACCCGCUGAUAUACUGGCAUGGUCUCUGGUCAAACGAGUCCGAGAGGACCUCUCAUCUCCGACCCGGCAGAUCAACAGCACUAUCAAGGAAAUGAAGUCUUCGGGCCCUAGCGGCGGAACCUUAAACACUAUUCUAACCAUCUUCGACUGGCUCCCAACAUCCGAGCUAUCCAAGGCCAUGAGCCCCUUCUCUUUGGCAGCAUCCGCACCCCCAAAGAACAUUCCCAGCGAAUCAAUUCUGCAGAAGGUCUUCGGCGUCCGCUUUAUCCGCGACCUAGGCACGGUGACCACCUCCCCAUCUGCCAUCGCCGACAUCAGCAUUGUGCACCGCAGCAGCAGUCUGAUGCCCGAGCUGUACGGACAGCAAUUCUUCUUCCGCCAGUUCCUCUCGGUCCGCAACGCGCUGGUUGGUGUCGCUAUCCACAUCGGCUUUCUGGUGGGAAUCGCGCUACUUGCGCUACCACCUGUGCGCUGGCUAGUGCGGAAGUUCGUCUUUGCACCUGGCACCGGCCCGAGCAGAGAUGACUCGAAAAAUGAUUGUAUGGAAUACCACGCCAUUGCCACCUCUGACAGUACCCCACCGCAGCGCGUUUUUGGUAAGAUCACCUACCAUGGCGGUAUGUACCUCCUCACUGGACUUCUGCUGGCUGAGGCUGCUAUGGUGGUUCUCAACGAGGAGGAGAAGAUCAAGAAGGUCUCACGCGGUGGUAUUGUUACCCCCGCUACGCUAGGUCAAGGCUUUGUGGAUCGCUUGGAGAAGGUCGGUUGCAAUAUCGAGACCAAGGUAUUCCAGUACUAA
Messenger RNA from Penicillium paradoxum, 1239 nucleotides. Its product is annotated as saccharopine dehydrogenase family protein. The transcript is spliced from 5 exons. The record is from RefSeq and is a predicted model, not a curated record. Gene Ontology annotation, biological process: glycolipid biosynthetic process. NCBI's taxonomy places the organism in Eukaryota, Fungi, Ascomycota, Eurotiomycetes, Eurotiales, Aspergillaceae. Bases 1 to 1239 code for a protein of 412 amino acids. Gene Ontology annotation, cellular component: mitochondrion; plasma membrane; lipid droplet.